Messenger RNA from Harpegnathos saltator (Jerdon's jumping ant), 3775 nucleotides. RefSeq lists its product as uncharacterized. Bases 844 to 3258 code for a protein of 804 amino acids. NCBI's taxonomy places the organism in Eukaryota, Metazoa, Arthropoda, Insecta, Hymenoptera, Formicidae. The record is from RefSeq and is a predicted model, not a curated record. The transcript has 12 exons.
CGAAAGUGUACACACUACACAACUUCGGCAAUAGAGAACAAAUCUCGAUGAUGAUUUUUGCUGCACGAUUGCACAAUCGUGAGAUUUUCCGCGCACAGUUGAAAAGAAAGACAUCGCAGAUAAGCAAAAUGCGAAUAAGCGAAGAUAUCUCAUAGAAAUAUUCGAGCGGCUCUCCAAGUUCGGAGUUCACAAGUCUCGUUCCUGCCAAUGCAUCCUGCAUCCUCCGCGUUAGAAAAACGCGCGUACCGGCCGACAGUUCGGCCUUUUCUACCGCUCGUUGCUCGUUGCGGCCAAAUUAUGCGACCGAAUUGUCGAUUGUUAUUUAUACAGCAACGAGCCGAUACUUUUGAUUGUCGUCGUCCUGUGGAAGGGAACACAGGCGCCCGGCGGCGCGGGUGAGUGGCCGAUACACGUCGAAAGUUAACGUCAACGCGGCAUACAUUAGCCAGAUGACGUCAUAGCAAUCGGGAAACUCGUGAAACGCGCCCUGCUCGACUGGGCGUGUUUACUCCGACGCGGUCGAGAGCUAGCGCGCGUUCGACGUAGGUGAGCGUGCAGGAGAUUAGUUCUGUCUUUUAGGAUCGAGAUCCUACGUGAUCCGUAAUAAACAGUGGCAACACAUGACGCAGAUCUUCGUCGAUUGAUAUCCGAGAGAAAAGGGGAAGGAAAGAGAAGCGAGGAGGAAAGUUGAGCGGAAGGAAGCCAAAGGCAAGCGUGGUACAUGCCGAAGUUAACCAAGUGCUUAUGAAGGUACUCAUCGAGUGCCUCGAGCAGCGAUAACACGCAGUAGGAUCAAACGGCGGGCUCGUUUCGACCGUAAGAGUACACGUGUUCUCCUCGAAGAUGGCUAUCACUCGUCAUAAGACGCCUGUUUUUCUUUGUUGCCUCUUGAUGGGCGUUGUCGUGGUCGGCCAGUAUGAGUGGCAAACCCGUGACGCCUUCGACGAGAUCCGUAUGAAAAUGGAUAAAGUGACUGAGGAUAACUGCCAGAUACAGCACAUCGGGGAUCUGUAUCUGCCGGAGAACACGGUGUCGCACUUGCCCGAAAUCAAGGACAUCGAUGUCAAUCCUGUGUUUCCGAAUCGCACUGCCCUGCUGCACCUCCAGAAUAUGGCCCUCAGCAGAUCCUUCUUCUGGAGUUACAUCCUGCAGUCGCGCUUCAUCAGACCCGCGAUCAACGACACUUACGAUCCUGGCAUGAUGUACUAUUUCCUAUCUACAGUAGCUGACGUCUCUGCCAAUCCUUACAUCAACGCCUCAGCCAUCUAUUUUUCACCCAAUAUGUCCUACUCACCGUCCUACAGAGGCUUCUUCAACAAAACCAUGCCUAAAUUUGCACCGCGUACCUUUAGGGCAGAUGACUUCAACGAUCCUAUACAUCUGGAAAGAAUAUCUACCAGGAAUACAUUUACUGUACAGGAUCUUGGCGCGUUUCCUGCUACUAGAUUCAGCAGUGAUUAUAGUAGUGAUUUUUAUCGCAUAAAUGAAUGGUACAAAAAAUGGCUGCCUGAUAAUGUCGCAAAUAGACAUGAUACUAAAACAACUUAUCAGGUUGAAAUUCGAUAUGCCAACAAUACGAAUGAAACAUUCACCUUCCAUGGACCACGCGGUGCUGAUGAAAAUCCUGGGCCUGUGAAAUGGACUAGACCUUACUUCGACUGUGGUCGAUCCAAUCGUUGGAUAGUUGCUGCAGUAGUGCCUAUAGCAGACAUCUACCCACGGCACACAGGCUUCAGACAUAUUGAAUACCCAACGUACACUGCUAUCUCAGUGUUGGAAAUGGACUUUGACAGGAUAGAUAUAAAUCAGUGUCCCAAGGGUAGAGGAAACAGCGGUCCCAAUAGAUUUGCCAAUACUGCAAGAUGCAAGAAGGAAACUACAGAGUGCGAACCAAUACACGGCUGGGGCUUCAGAAGAGGAGGAUAUCAAUGCAGAUGUAAACCCGGUUACAGACUGCCAACUGUCGUACGACGACCGUUCCUUGGAGAGAUAGUGGAGAGAGCUACGCAAGAACAAUACUAUAAUGGUUUCGAUUGCUCGCGCAUCGGCUGGAUUCAUAAGAUGCCGGUACAAUGGGAUAAAGCGGAGCCUUAUGUCAGAGAAAAGUAUCUCGAGCAGUAUCCUCACUACAGGAAUUAUUCGACCGGUCUGGCCGCGUUGCACGACAAAAAGAUCAAUAUCAAACAAGCCAUCGAUUUUAUUCUACACAUGGACGAACACCGCUGCAAGAAGUACGCGCCGCAGGACUUGGAGUUACGCGGCGACAUUAGCUUCGGCGCGGAGGAGUUCUUCGAAAAUGAGGCCAAGAUGGCGACGAGAUUAGCGAACUUCAUCAGCGCGUUCCUGCAAGUGUCCGAUCCUCUGGAGGUUUACUCCGGCAAGAGGCUGGCCGAUAAGCCGCUCACGGAAGAUCAAAUGUUCGGGGAGACAUUGGCUCUGGUUAUGGGCGACACGAAGAUAUGGUCAGCCGGGACUUUCUGGGACCGCAACAAAUUUACCAACCGAACGUUCUUCGCUCCCUACGCCUACAAAAAGGAACUAAACACGCGCAAAUUUAAACUCGAGGACUUGGCGAGACUCAACAAUACAGACGAGGUGUACACGAAGAAGGAUUACUUCCAGACACUGAAGCAGCGUUGGGCGACGAACUUCGACCAGUUGGAGAAGUAUUACAUGAAGAUCAAGAUCCGAUACAACGAGACCGGGGAAUAUAUGAAAAAGUUCGAGCACUAUCCGAAUUUCUACAGGGCAGCAAACCUGGACCAUGGACACUGGACAACUCCGUACUUCGAUUGUAACGGCGAGUUGAAGAAGUGGGUAAUUACCUAUGCAUCCCCGUUUUUCGGCUGGGACAGCUUGAAGGAGAAACUGGAAUUCAAGGGUGUCGUAGCUGUUACCAUGAACUUGCUCCAGGUAGACAUAAACCAAUGUGAUGAUAAAUUUUACCGACCAAACGCAUUCAAGGGUACGCACAAGUGCGACAAAAAGACGUCAUAUUGUGUACCUAUUCUUGGAAGAGGAUUCGACACAGGUGGAUACAAAUGCGAGUGUAAACAGGGCUUUGAGUACCCAUUCGAGGAUCUCAUUACGUACUAUGACGGACAAUUGGUGGAGGCCGAAUUUGGUAACAUUAUUGAUAACAAUGCGACGAGGUACGAUAUGUUCAAGUGUCGAUUAGCGGGUGCUUCGUCGAUUCAAGCCAGUUGGGUUCUACUGUUAUCAAUCAUGAUAAUAUUUUUCCCUCUUCAAAGAAGAUGAAUGCGGGGUGACUUUAGUAAUUUGUAAGGCAAAGUAUCGAUAGUCGUAUUUCUAUACUAGCAACUAUAACUUUUGCCGUCCUUCAUACCGUCCAUUACAAGCACAAGAUAUAGCGUCUUGAAGAAAUGAAUAAAAAGAGUCAUACGAAUUGGAUUAUUCAGUAAAGUUUCCUGCAUGUGACGAUGAGUGUACAUAAAAUAAUAAGUUCAGAAUUUUUUUAUAACUUUAUAUAUUACAUAUGUAAUUUAUACUGAGCUUGACUUGUGCUAUAAACACAAUUGUAUAAGUACCUUUUUGAAAUUUUACCAUGAUACAGCAUUGAGAGAAUGAGAUUAAUAUAUUCGUCUUUUUUCUCGUUCGACCGUAAUUAUAAUUAUAUUAAUGACAUUAUAUAUGAAGAUCUGAUAGUUGUACAAUUGAUGCUCUAAUCCGUCCUAUAAUAGAUUGUAUUAUUGGGUUGGCAACCAAGUGAUUGCGGAUUUUAAAUAAGAAUGAAAAAUCAAAAUUUUAAAUUUGC